This is a messenger RNA of Doryrhamphus excisus (bluestripe pipefish), 2287 nucleotides long. It is a transcript of the gene mfrp, whose product is annotated as membrane frizzled-related protein. Gene Ontology annotation, molecular function: protein binding. Lineage: Eukaryota; Metazoa; Chordata; Actinopteri; Syngnathiformes; Syngnathidae. The record is from RefSeq and is a predicted model, not a curated record.
UGGUUCCCUGACAGGAGCAGCGCAGCAAAGAUGUCUGAUCUCAGCCAAGUCGUCAUCAACAUUGACACCUCAGACAUUUACAAGAAUGUGUUCUGCAACCCUGCCUUUGAGCUGGAGGGGGAGUGUGAAGAACAUGCGGAGGGAUUUCGAGCGACCUCGUCCACCUCUGAGCCAAUUAAACCACAAACAACUGGCCGAGGUUGGGGUCUUUUUGUGGUGUGUGUUCUGCCAUUGCGGCAUCGAUGUAGACUGGUGGUCUCUGCUGCCGCCCUGCUCCUGGUUGCAGCGCUUGGCCUGACGUUGGCCCUCAUCCUCACGCAGACUAAAGGUGAAGAGGUUGAGGAGCAGCUCCUGUCCACCAGCCCGUCAAACAUGCAGAACGCAGGAGAUGGAGAAGGGCCCACAAGUCCUGCAACCAGAAACCAACAUGACAGUACGGCGGCCAUGCCCACGACUCAAACACGUUGUGGUGGAUUUUUAACCGAAUCCGAAGGCUUCUUCAGCUCACCAAACCAUCCCGGCUCCUAUCCGCCUAACACAUUGUGCGUGUGGGUGAUCCAAGCCACGCCCCCUCACUUGAUCCAGAUCCAUGUGUCGUCGCUGAACGUGGAGGGUCCGUCUCCAUGUCUUUUUGACUGGUUGGAGGUGCAGGAGCACGUGGAGCACAGCUCUUUGGCCACCAGGUUCUGCGGUGUCGUCGCUCCACCGACGGUCAACACAAACAGCAGCACGGUAUGGGUGACCUUCCGCUCCGACGGCAGCAUCGCAGGCAGCGGCUUCACGGCGCAGUACAGGACAUUACUGCCCGGACACAAGAGUUGCUCCAGAGAGGAGUUCAUGUGUGACGGAGGUCGCUGUCUGCUGCCCGUGUCCGUGUGUGACGGUCACCCAAACUGCCAGGACCAACAAGACGAGGCCAACUGCAGCCAGAAACACAAUGAAUGCGGUGGGCAGAAGACGAGGCCUCAUGGCUUCCUGGCAAGUCCAAACCACCCCAGGCCUUACCCUCACCAGCAGUUCUGUGUAUGGCGCAUAUCUGUCGAGGAAGGCCACGUCAUCACACUGAGCUUCAAAAACUUCAGCCUGGAGAUUCAGGAUGUGUGCGAGUUUGAUUACGUGGAAGUUCAUGACAGCAGCAACACGGGAUCUGGAAGAGUUCUGGGAAGGUUUUGUGGAACCACCCUCCCCCCGGACCUGACCUCAUCCGGCCACCACAUGACCGUGUUGUUUGUGGCUGAUGAGGGAGUGGCUGACAGUGGCUUCAACGCAACAUAUCAGUCUGUGUCCCUGCUGGAUAGGACAUGUGGUCCGAGCCAGUUUGCAUGCAGCACCGGGGAGUGUCUUCAGCCACAGUGGUUGUGCGACGGCUGGAACGACUGUUCAGAUGGAGCAGAUGAACAAGAUUGUGGCAACUCCACCUAUCCUUCCUUCACUUCACCGUGCGAGUCCAUCGAGGUGGAGAUGUGUCUGGGCCUCAGCUACAACCUCACCUCGUUCCCCAACAUUUGGCUUUCCAUCGCCGAUCAGAGAGAAGCUGCCACCGUUUUGCGACAGUACAGGGUUCUGAUGGAGCUGGCCUGCUUCGAGCCCUUGAGGAGACUGGUUUGUGGGAUGUUCCUGCCACAGUGCAGCCCCCAAGGAGGAGUUCUCCAGCCCUGUCGCUCAGUCUGCUCCUCGGCCGAGCAACAGUGCAGCCAAGCGCUGGACCUCUUCUCCUUCAGCUGGCCCUUUAACUGCCAUCUCCUGCCGGACUCAAACGACCCCGUGGAGUGCUCACUGCCUUGACUGGCUCUUUGGAAAAUGAUCAGUGUUGAUAAAAGAAAGAAAGAGCUUGUUGAGGCCUGCCAAACGCUGCACAACAUCAGACAUAUAGCUGCUUUCAAUCAUACUGUUGACAAAUUUGUUUAACUUUCCAGAAAAACUAACAAAAAAAAUUUGUCUAAAACAAUACUAGUCACGUUUAUCUACCUUCUUGGCAAAGGAUCAUGGUCCAUCACAAUGACCCCACAUACACGGAUACGUUGGCGAUGACGUCCAGCAUGCUAGCUGGGCAAUAGCUGCAACAAACUCCCAGAAAUGUGUUUAGUCUACAUCAGGGGUCUCAAACACGCGGCCCGCGGGUCAAAUGCGGCCCGCAGGACACUAGUUUGAGGCCCCCGCCUUGAUAUGAAAGUUUAAUGUUAGUGCGCCCCGUGCAAGUUUGAUAUGGAUGCUGUAUGGUAUCAUGUACCCAGAAAAAAUUAUUACGUUUGAUUAAUGUUCAUGUUAAAGGUUAAAUAACUGUUAA